AAUUUUGAUCAAUUUAUUUGGGAGUGACCGAGGGAAGCGGCAAACCUGCAAGUCGGCAACCAUCUCUUCAGACAUCUGCUCAGCCAGCAAAAUUCUGCAACAAUAACCUUUCGUUGACUCGUCAGCAGGCAGCCAGGCAUGGCUAUGGAAAUAGAUUCAGCAAAACCGAUACAAAUCAAAGACGAUGACCUGUUCAAGGCCGCUGAAUCAGGUGAUUCCGAGCUUUUCAAAUCUCUCUCCGAAGACCAGCUUGUCAAAGCCCUUUCUCUCCGCAACGAAGAUCGCCGCUCUCUUCUUCACGUCGCUGUCUCUUCAGCCCACGCUGAGGUAGUGAAGAUACUGUCUGCCGCUGACUCUUCAGUUAAUGGCAUAAACUGUGGAGAUGAAGAAGGUUGGGUACCCCUUCACUCUGCUGCAAGUAGUGGGAAUAUAGACAUUGUGGAGAUUUUGCUUAGCCGAGGAGCUAAUGUGAAUUUAAAGAAUGAUGGCGGUCGCACUGCUCUGCACUAUGCUGCAAGCAAAGGCCACUUCAAGAUAGCUGAAAUUCUGAUUUCACAUGAUGCAAAGAUCAAUGCAAAAGACAAGGUUGGGUGCACCCCAUUGCACCGUGCAGCAGGCACAGGGAACUCUGAGUUGUGCGAACUCUUAAUUGAGGAGGGAGCAGAAGUGGACGAAGUGGAUAGAGAAGGGCAGACUCCUCUCAUGACUGCUGUCGUAUGCCACAAUAAAGAUGUAGCUCUGCUUCUUAUAAGACAUGGAGCAAAUGUUGAUGUCGAGGACAAGGAAGGCUACACUGUGCUCGGCCGAGCUUCAGAUGAUAUUCGACCUUUGUUAAUUGAAGCUGCUAAGACGAUGCUUGACGGAUGAACUCUGAGAAUUACACAGCCUAACUAUUAUCCGAGCUUCAGCGUGUGAGCUUUUAUUAGGCCAUAGCCAGCAGAUUGUUGUGAUGGAUCUUGUCCUGAAUGUUAGACCACUUUUCCUGCUUUUGCUUACAACUUGUGUCGAUCUUUCUAUAGUUAUGAUGCUCUAACAUAGGGGUGGACUCGGGUUGGGCCACCCGGCCCGGUACCCGGUCUUGGGGCAGGUUCGGGCCAACCGGAACCGCUCUAAUCCCGUUGCGGGCUCGGGCCCCCUAAAAUGCGAACCGGCCCGGCCGGUUCGGGCCUUUUUUUUUUCAUUUUUUUUUGUUUCUACCAGGUUGGGUUGGGUGUUUUGGCGGGGUUUGGGGGGUGAGGGGGGGGGGGGUCGGGGGUUAUUUAGAAAAUCAAAAGAAAAUAAAAAAAAAUAACAUUGAACCGGAACCGGCCCGGCCCGGAAAUGCCGGCUACUCGGGCCGGUUCCACCAUUCCCAAAUAAAAGCCCAGCUGGGCCUAGGCCCGAACCGGAACCGGCCCGGCCCAGGUCCAUCCCUACUCCAACAGAUGGUAGAGAGUGAGCCCUUAAAAUAUGUAGGGAAUUGGACAAUGCAAUAUUUUAUCCUGAAGCAUCUUUGCCUUGAUUGUUGGAUGUAGGGGUCGGCGUUGUCAGUUAAGCGCAUUUGAUCUUGGUGCUCCGGUUUUAAUUUAGGCUUUGUUUGCA
Cuscuta epithymum is the source of this 1581-nucleotide messenger RNA. Lineage: Eukaryota; Viridiplantae; Streptophyta; Magnoliopsida; Solanales; Convolvulaceae. The record is from the annotation of a GenBank genome assembly.